Messenger RNA from Lithohypha guttulata, 1464 nucleotides. RefSeq lists its product as uncharacterized. Lineage: Eukaryota; Fungi; Ascomycota; Eurotiomycetes; Chaetothyriales; Trichomeriaceae. The record is from RefSeq and is a predicted model, not a curated record. The coding region runs from base 1 to 1464 and encodes 487 amino acids. The transcript has a single exon.
AUGCCUACAGCAUUUGCCAGAUUCUGGCAAACAGAUCUUACUCGAGAAGCAUUCCUCGACCAUGUGACGCAGGAUGACAUGUGCAAUUUGCGUCUGGUGUCGCGUGAGGUCGCCGAAGAGGUCGCUGUCAAACUCUUUAAAUCAGUCAAGGUCACGUUCGAUGUGGGCACGUUCGCACACCGAGCUCGUAUGAUAGCACUCGACAGAAUUGGUCACUACAUCAAGCAUUUUCAUUUCAAUCUACCACAUUCGGAAGCAACAUUUUUACCACCACUGAUUGAUCCAGAAAGCCUCGAAGAGGUCAGUUUUCAGUAUGAGCCACAGCAUGUCCAUACUUCGAGACCUUCUUCAUCAACCUCAUUAGAUCCAGAGGCUUCGUGCAAAUAUGGGUCGUGGGAGUUGAAUGAUCUUCUUGUACGGCAAUAUCCACCACUUUUUCAUGCAGCCACGAACAUUACGACUUUUAUUAGAGUGUUCAAUGCAAUGCCGUUCUUACGACAUUUAACGAUUUCAUGUCCUGAGCAGCCAGCCAACCAACGAUACCGGCGUAAUGCGAUCGAUUAUGCACUCAUUUCAUUACGAUUGGCAGUUGAGGCAGUCAAUCCACCAUUCCUGGAUACCUUGUCUCUGCAGCCCAUGUAUCCUUCAGGCAUCUUCUACCUCCGCCCACAUCAGGGCAUUGGUACUUCACCAGGUUCAACUCGUGUCUGGCACCGCAUCAAGCAUCUCGACAUUUCGAUGCAGAACUUUGCUGAAACCGAAGAAGAACAUGACACAACGAGCGACCAUCUCAAGAUCCUGCAUACAUAUCUUCAGACCUUGCGCAGCGUUGAAACCCUGUCCUUCGCCUGGCUCAAUGAAACAGGUCCAUGUCCACUCUCGCUCGACGCAGAACCAUGCCUGUCGCGUCCCUCGUCACUAGACAGCAUCACAUCCGCCCUUCCCGCCUGCCGUCCUAUCAAGUUCCGUAAACUAAGGUCGAUCAAGCUGGAGAACGCACUCCUCGAUGCCAGCCAAGCAAGCCGACUAAUCACCCUCCACCGCAAAUACAUCCGCGAUAUCGACUUCUCAUCCUGCACACUCCGCUCCGGAACCUGGGAUGACGCACUGGCACCACUAGAGGCCAUGGCCAGUAAUUCAGAUUGGCGCUCGGAAACUUCUUCGCCCUGUUACUCCGCCACCGCCUCCACCUACACUACAUCGUCUGCAUCUUCUUCAAGUGGAUUCAGCGAAGUCAUGGACGUUCCUAUCUUCUACACUCCCAUGGAGGAGAUGCCCAACCCAUUCGAAUGUGUGCAGGAAUUGAUGUGGGACGAGACGGACCGAGACGUGAUGAGAGCUGUGAAUAAAGUCGCGACCGACGUUUUCAGAUUACGACAAGCUGCUCUACCCCGGAAGAAGAGGGAUGUUGUGGUCUGUGGGAUCAGGAGCUUGUUGAGGAGUGUUGGGAUGAACUUUCAUUGA